AUGGGGCUUUUGGCUGAAGACAUGUCAUUCCACUCCAGCAUCCCUGGGCCAAUGGAUAUAACUGUCGCUGUGGUUUACUCUGUUUUCGGAGUAUUUUCACUGUUUGGCAACAGCACUUUGCUGUACAUCUCCUACAAGAAAAAGCACCUCCUGAAGCCUGCAGAGUACUUCAUCAUCAACCUCUCUGUGAGUGACCUGGGCCUCACUUUGUCUCUCUACCCUUUGGCGAUUACUUCAAGCUUCUCCCACAGGUGGCUGUAUGGCAAAACAGUAUGCUCCAUUUAUGCAUUUUGUGGCAUGCUGUUUGGCCUCUGCAGUCUGACCACCCUAACCCUGCAAAGCAUGGUGUGUUUCAUGAAAGUGUGCUUUCCACUUUAUGGUAACCAAUUUAAGUCUCUUCAUGGCCAGCUGCUCAUCGCCUGUGCUUGGGUCUAUGCUCUGUUGUUUGCCUGCUCCCCGCUGAUCCACUGGGGAGAAUAUGGACCUGAGCCUUAUGGCACCGCCUGCUGUAUCGACUGGCGCCUGUCCAAUCAGCACACCUCAGCACGCACUUACACUGUGGCACUGUUCAUUUUCUGCUACAUCCUUCCAUGCUGCAUUAUUGUUGCAUCCUACACAGGCAUUCUGAUCGCUGUACAAGCAUCCCGGAAGACCAUGAAGCAGCAUGCGUCAAGACAGACACACAGGAACAGCAUCCAGACAAUAAUUGUUAAGCUGAGUGUGGUGGUCUGCAGUGGUUUCUUCGUGGCGUGGAGUCCUUAUGCUGUUGUUUCCAUGUGGGCUGCCUUUGGGCGGAUUGAAAACAUCCCCCCUCUUGCAUUUGCAGUACCUGCCAUGUUUGCAAAGUCCUCCGCUGUCUACAACCCAAUCAUCUACUUAAUGCUGAGACCGAAUUGCCGCAGGAUGAUGUGCAGAGGCCUAGGCACGCUGUUUGAACUAUGCCUUAAGGGCUGCCUUUGCCUCAAGCAGCACGCAAAGUGCUGCUCAAAACCAAUGAUCAAGGUCAGACUUGGCACAGCUCAUCGACAGAGCAACCUUCCUUCAUCUAUCUCUGCUGCUCAUUCACCUGUAGUAACUAUAAAGGAUUACAGCUGCCAGAGGUGCGAGAAUAGUUUUGAACACUUUAGACUCUACCCUCGAAUAUGUGGUAUUGCUAAUCCAGCUGCCAAUGGAGACUCAUCCAAAGAUCAACUUUCCCAAGCACAUACCCGGGUGUCAGAAAAACUCCAGCAUCUGGUGCACCAUCUCUGGCAAGCCAUCACGAAAGUAGUCAUGCUCUAUGGUUUCUACGUCCACAUUGGUCAGACCCAAGCGUCGCGCACAGCGUUUCCACUUGCUCCCAAUGUUGUCCCUUAG
Messenger RNA from Nematolebias whitei (Rio pearlfish), 1356 nucleotides. RefSeq names its product opsin-5-like. Gene Ontology annotation, molecular function: G protein-coupled receptor activity. Gene Ontology annotation, biological process: G protein-coupled receptor signaling pathway; visual perception. Bases 1 to 1356 code for a protein of 451 amino acids. Gene Ontology annotation, cellular component: membrane. The transcript is spliced from 6 exons. The record is from RefSeq and is a predicted model, not a curated record. NCBI's taxonomy places the organism in Eukaryota, Metazoa, Chordata, Actinopteri, Cyprinodontiformes, Rivulidae.